ACUAGGGGGAGUGGCUGCUUAGCAAUCAUAUUAUGAAAGAGCUUGGUUUCUUUUUGCUUCUUUUUAUUUCAACUGGCCCCAUUGCUGCUGCAUAUCCUUGGCCAGACAACGUCACUCAAUACAAAGGGUACAUUGAUCUGCAAAGCAAAGGAGGUGUAGGUGUUCACUUGUUCUAUUGGUUCUUUGAGAGCAGAAGCGAGCCCUCCACUGACCCACUGGUAAUAUGGCUGACAGGUGGGCCAGGCUGCUCUAGUGAGCUUGGGCUCUUCCUUGAAAAUGGACCUUUCAUUAUUAAUGGAACCAGCACACCAACCUACAAUCCUUAUGGUUGGAAUAGUUUUGCUAACAUCAUCUACAUUGAUCAACCUGGAGGGACUGGUUUCUCAUAUGUUGAUAAACCAAGUGAGUAUGUACAUGAUGAGAUGCAGCUAGCUAUGGACCUGUGGAACAUGAUGCUAGCGUUUUAUGAGAAAUAUCCAAAAUACACUAAAUUGGAUCUUUAUAUUUUCGGAGAGAGCUAUGCUGGUCAUUAUGUGCCU
Molecule: messenger RNA, 539 nt
Organism: Amphimedon queenslandica
Lineage: Eukaryota; Metazoa; Porifera; Demospongiae; Haplosclerida; Niphatidae
Product: serine carboxypeptidase S10 family member 1-like
Exons: 5
Biological process (GO): proteolysis
Molecular function (GO): serine-type carboxypeptidase activity
Source: RefSeq, a predicted model, not a curated record